Messenger RNA from Myxocyprinus asiaticus (Chinese sucker), 6478 nucleotides. RefSeq names its product myosin-7. Bases 565 to 6387 code for a protein of 1940 amino acids. Gene Ontology annotation, molecular function: ATP binding; cytoskeletal motor activity; actin filament binding. Lineage: Eukaryota; Metazoa; Chordata; Actinopteri; Cypriniformes; Catostomidae. The transcript has 37 exons. The record is from RefSeq and is a predicted model, not a curated record. Gene Ontology annotation, cellular component: myosin complex.
AAGCACACCCAACCCAUUCUUCCUAACCAAACUGGGCGAGCAUUAUGCUUUGUGUGAUGCCAACAACCAUAUUUAGAGGAACAAUUGCACUAUAAAAGAAGACCUGACAUGUUUUCAGUUGUAUUAUCGUUAACCUUCUACUGUGUACGGUAAGUUCUGGAGAGCCUUGUUUCUUAAUAAAAAACUAACCUUACAGUCAAAGGGAUCUUUACUGGUGAUAGUAUCACUGACAAAAUUGCAGAAAAGAGUAAUUGGAUUGCUUGGUACUUGAUUAUUUCUAUCUGCAUUGAUCAAGGUGUAAAUUUUGCUGGUCAGUAGUAGAAAUGAGACAACAGUGAUAUAAUGUGUCUUUCUUUUGUGUAGACAGCAUUGAACCAUCAGCCGUUGGAGAAGUGAACAGCAGAAGUGAGUGGGCUUUAGUCCUACUGAAGAAAAUCAUGACGAUUGUUGAAUUUAUGCAACAUGACAAUCAAACAGUUUAAAAUAAAAAAAUGAACACUGGUCAAAUCUUGAAUAACACAAUGCAUUAAACUAAGUUUACUUAUAAAUCUGAUAGGGUGAAAGAUGGGGGACAGUCAGAUGGCAGAGUUUGGAGCUGCGGCUCCGUUCCUCAGGAAGUCGGAUAUAGAGCGUCUGGAGGCCCAAACUCGCCCCUUUGACAUGAAGAAAGAAUGUUUCGUCCCUGAUGCUGAAGAGGAAUACCUUAAGGCAUCUAUCAUCAGUCGCGAUGGUGAUAAAGUCACCUGUGAGACUUCUAAAGGGAAGACAGUAACUGUGAAGGAAGCUGAUAUUCAUCCUCAGAACCCGCCAAAGUUCGAUAAAAUUGAGGACAUGGCGAUGUUCACCUUCCUCCACGAGCCCGCUGUGCUGUUUAACCUCAAAGAGCGUUACGCAGCCUGGAUGAUCUACACCUACUCUGGGCUCUUCUGUGUCACUGUAAACCCCUACAAGUGGCUUCCAGUGUACAAUCAGGAAGUUGUUGUUGCUUACAGAGGAAAGAAGAGGAGUGAAGCUCCUCCUCAUAUCUUCUCCAUCUCUGACAAUGCCUACCAGUACAUGCUGGCAGACAGAGAAAACCAGUCCAUUCUUAUCACUGGAGAAUCUGGUGCUGGAAAGACUGUAAACACCAAAAGAGUCAUUCAGUACUUUGCCAGUAUUGCUGCUGGUGGAAUCAAGAAGGACACCAGUGACAAAAAGGGUACUCUGGAAGAUCAAAUCAUCCAGUGUAACCCUGCUCUAGAGGCUUUCGGUAAUGCCAAGACCAUCAGAAAUGACAACUCAUCUCGCUUUGGCAAGUUCAUCAGAAUUCACUUUGCUGCCAGUGGCAAGUUAGCAUCUGCUGAUAUUGAGACUUAUCUUCUGGAGAAAUCUCGUGUGACUUUCCAGCUCAAGGCUGAGAGAGACUACCACAUCUUCUACCAGAUCCUGUCUCAGAAGAAACCAGAACUAUUAGAGAUGCUAUUGAUCACAGCAAACCCUUACGAUUACGCAUUCAUCUCCCAAGGAGAGACGCAAGUGGCCUCUAUUGAUGAUGCUGAUGAGCUGAUGGCAACUGAUGAAGCUUUUGAUGUGUUGGGCUUCACCCAAGAGGAGAAGAACAGCAUCUACAAACUGACAGGUGCCAUCAUGCACUACGGCAACAUGAAGUUUAAGCAGAAGCAAAGAGAGGAACAGGCAGAGGCUGAUGGGACUGAGGAUGCUGAUAAAUCAGCUUAUCUGAUGGGCCUGAACUCUGCUGAUCUUAUCAAGGCUCUGUGCCACCCAAGAGUCAAAGUCGGAAAUGAGUGGGUCACCAAGGGACAGAAUGUCCAACAGGUGUACUAUGCCAUCGGUGCCCUGUCAAAAUCAGUGUAUGAGAAAAUGUUCCUUUGGAUGGUUGUAAGAAUCAACCAAUCCCUGGACACCAAGCAGCCUCGCCAGUACUUCAUCGGUGUGCUGGACAUUGCUGGAUUUGAGAUCUUUGAUUUUAACACCUUUGAGCAGCUGUGCAUCAACUUCACUAAUGAGAAGUUGCAGCAGUUCUUCAAUCACCAUAUGUUUGUGCUGGAACAAGAGGAAUACAAGAAGGAGGGUAUUGAGUGGGUCUUCAUCGACUUUGGCAUGGACUUGCAGGCUUGUAUUGAUCUCAUUGAAAAGCCCAUGGGUAUCAUGUCUAUCCUUGAAGAGGAGUGCAUGUUCCCCAAAGCCAGUGAUGCCACAUUUAAAGCUAAGCUUUAUGACAACCACUUGGGGAAAUCAAACAACUUCCAGAAGCCCAGGAUUGUCAAGGGUAAACCAGAGGCUCAUUUCUCCCUGGUUCACUACGCUGGCACUGUUGACUACAACAUCAACAACUGGCUGGUGAAGAACAAGGAUCCUCUUAAUGAGACUGUUGUGGGCCUGUAUCAGAAGUCCACCAUGAAACUGCUGUCUAACCUGUUUGCAAACUAUGCCAGUGCUGACUCAGCCGCUGAAGGUGGAGGAGGUGGCAAAGGUGGGAAGGAGAAGAAGAAAAAGGGCUCUUCUUUCCAGACAGUGUCUGCCCUUCACAGGGAGAAUCUGAACAAGCUGAUGACCAAUUUGAGGUCAACUCACCCUCACUUUGUGCGCUGCAUCAUCCCCAAUGAGACUAAGACUCCUGGGGCGAUGGAGAAUCCUCUGGUCAUGCACCAGCUGCGCUGUAACGGUGUGCUGGAGGGCAUCAGAAUCUGCAGAAAGGGCUUCCCCAACAGGAUCCUGUAUGGGGAUUUCAAACAGAGAUAUCGUAUCCUAAAUCCUGCUGCUAUCCCAGAGGGUCAGUUCAUUGACAGCAGGAAAGGAGCUGAGAAGUUAUUGGGCUCUUUGGAUAUUGACCACAACCAGUACAAGUUUGGACAUACUAAGGUAUUCUUUAAGGCUGGUCUGUUGGGUACUCUUGAAGAGAUGCGAGAUGACCGUCUCGCUCUCAUCAUCACAAAUAUUCAGGCUCGAGCUCGUGGUCUACUUUCAAGAAUUGAAUUCCAAAAGAUUGUUGAGCGCAGAGAUUCAUUGCUGGUGAUCCAGUGGAAUGUGCGUGCCUUCAUGGGGGUCAAGAAUUGGCCCUGGAUGAAGCUCUACUUCAAGAUCAAACCACUGCUAAGAUCCGCUGAAGCAGAAAAAGAGAUGGCGAAUAUGAAGGAAGAAUUCCUUAAGUUAAAGGAAGCUUAUGCCAAAUCUGAAGCACGCAGAAAGGAGCUUGAAGAGAAGAUGGUUUCCAUGCUCCAAGAGAAGAAUGACCUGCAACUCCAAGUCCAAGCUGAGCAAGAUAAUCUUUGUGAUGCUGAGGAGAGAUGUGAGGGUCUGAUCAAGAACAAGAUCCAGCUUGAGGCCAAAACCAAAGAGCUGACUGAGAGACUGGAGGAUGAAGAGGAAAUGAAUGCCGAGCUGACGGCAAAGAAACGAAAGCUGGAGGAUGAAUGUUCUGAGCUCAAGAAGGACAUUGAUGAUCUCGAGCUCACUCUGGCCAAAGUGGAGAAAGAAAAACAUGCCACUGAGAACAAGGUUAAAAACCUGACAGAGGAAAUGGCAGCUUUGGAUGAAAUCAUUGCCAAACUAACCAAGGAGAAGAAAGCUCUGCAGGAGGCCCAUCAGCAAACGCUGGAUGAUCUCCAGAGUGAGGAAGACAAAGUCAACACACUCACCAAAGCCAAAGCCAAGCUGGAGCAACAAGUUGAUGAUCUUGAGGGUUCCCUGGAACAGGAAAAGAAGCUUCGAAUGGAUCUAGAGAGAGCAAAAAGGAAGCUCGAGGGAGACUUAAAGUUGUCCCAAGAGAGUGUGAUGGACCUAGAAAAUGACAAACAACAGCUAGAAGAGAAGCUUAAAAAGAAAGAUUUUGAGAUCAGCCAACUCAAUAGCAAGAUUGAAGAUGAGCAGGCCAUGGCAGCCCAGCUCCAGAAGAAACUGAAGGAGCUGCAGGCUCGAAUUGAAGAACUUGAAGAAGAGCUGGAGGCUGAGAGAGCUGCUCGAGCCAAAGUUGAAAAGCAGAGGGCAGAUCUGUCCAGAGAACUGGAGGAGAUCAGUGAGAGGUUGGAGGAGGCUGGUGGUGCCACUGCUGCCCAGAUUGAGAUGAACAAGAAACGUGAAGCCGAGUUCCAGAAACUGCGCAGAGACCUUGAAGAGGCCACUCUGCAACAUGAGGCCACUGCUGCUACACUGAGGAAGAAACAUGCAGACAGUGUGGCUGAUCUGGGAGAGCAGAUUGACAACCUUCAGAGAGUGAAGCAGAAGCUUGAGAAAGAAAAGAGUGAACUCAGACUGGAACUGGAUGAUGUGGUCUCAAACAUGGAACAACUGGCCAAGUCCAAGUCAAACCUUGAAAAAAUGUGCAGGACCCUUGAAGACCAGAUGAGUGAGUAUAGGACUAAGUAUGAAGAGGGGCAACGCAGCAUUAAUGACUUCACCAUGCAAAAAGCUAAGCUGCAAACUGAGAAUGGGGAACUUACAAGACAGCUAGAGGAAAAGGACUCCCUGGUUUCUCAGCUGACCAGAGGCAAACAGUCAUAUACCCAGCAGAUUGAGGACCUCAAGAGACAACUAGAGGAGGAAGUGAAGGCUAAGAACUCCCUGGCCCAUGCAGUGCAGUCUGCUCGCCAUGAUUCUGAUCUGCUGAGGGAGCAGUAUGAGGAGGAGCAGGAAGCCAAAGCUGAGAUGCAGCGUAGUCUCUCCAAGGCAAACUCUGAGGUGGCUCAGUGGAGAACCAAGUAUGAAACUGAUGCCAUCCAGAGGACUGAAGAGCUGGAGGAUGCUAAGAAAAAACUCGCUCAGCGUCUACAAGAUGCAGAAGAGGCUGUUGAAGCAGUCAAUGCUAAAUGCUCAUCUCUGGAGAAGACCAAGCACAGACUGCAGAAUGAGAUUGAAGAUCUCAUGGUUGAUGUGGAGAGAUCCAAUGCUGCUGCUGCUGCCCUGGACAAGAAGCAAAGAAACUUUGACAAGGUCCUAGCUGAAUGGAAGCAGAAAUAUGAGGAGUCUCAGAGUGAGCUGGAAAGUUCCCAGAAGGAAGCCAGAUCUCUGAGCACUGAACUUUUCAAACUUAAGAACUCUUAUGAGGAAUCUCUGGAUCAUUUGGAGACCAUGAAGAGAGAGAACAAGAAUCUCCAAGAGGAGAUUGCUGAUCUCACUGAGCAAAUUGGUGAAAGUGGAAAGAACAUUCAUGAACUAGAGAAAGUUCGUAAACAGCUGGAGCAGGAAAAGUCUGAAAUUCAAGCUGCUCUGGAAGAGGCGGAGGGCUCCUUAGAGCAUGAAGAAGGAAAGAUCCUCAGAGUUCAGUUGGAAUUCAACCAGGUUAAAGCUGACAUUGAACGUAAGCUGGCUGAAAAAGAUGAGGAGAUGGAGCAGGCCAAGAGGAACCAACAGAGAAUGGUUGAUACCCUUCAGAGCUCACUUGAGUCAGAGACUCGCAGCAGGAAUGAAGCCCUCAGACUGAAGAAGAAGAUGGAGGGAGACCUCAAUGAGAUGGAGAUUCAGCUCAGCCAAGCAAACAGGCAGGCAGCAGAAGCCCAGAAACAACUCAAGGGUCUUCAUGGACAUCUCAAAGAUGCCCAACUGCAGCUGGACGAUGCUCUUCGAGGUAAUGAUGAUCUCAAAGAGAACAUCGCCAUUGUGGAGAGACGCAACAAUCUGCUGCAGGCUGAACUGGAUGAGUUGAGAUCCCUGGUGGAACAGACUGAGAGAGGAAGGAAACUGGCUGAGCAGGAACUGCUGGACGUCAGUGAGAGGGUUCAGCUGCUGCAUUCUCAGAACACCAGCCUGCUGAAUCAGAAGAAGAAGUUGGAAGGAGACAAUUCUCAGCUCCAGUCCGAGGUUGAGGAGGCCGUGCAGGAGUGCAGGAAUGCUGAGGAAAAAGCCAAGAAGGCCAUCACUGAUGCUGCCAUGAUGGCAGAAGAGCUGAAGAAGGAGCAAGACACCAGUGCUCAUCUGGAGCGCAUGAAGAAGAACAUGGAGCAGACCAUCAAGGACCUACAGCACCGUCUGGAUGAAGCUGAGCAGAUAGCCAUGAAGGGAGGCAAGAAGCAGGUCCAGAAACUGGAAGCCAGGGUGAGAGAGCUGGAAAACGAGGUGGAGAUAGAACAGAGAAAGGCAAGUGAGUCUGUGAAAGGAAUCCGUAAAUAUGAGAGACGCAUCAAGGAGCUCACCUACCAGACUGAGGAGGAUCGUAAGAAUCUGGCUCGUCUUCAGGAUCUGGUGGACAAACUCCAACUGAAGGUCAAGUCCUACAAGAGAGCUGCAGAGGAGGCGGAGGAACAGGCCAAUUCUAAUCUGGCCAAAUUCCGUAAACUGCAACAUGAGUUUGAUGAAGCAGAGGAGAGAGCUGAUAUUGCUGAAUCUCAGGUCAACAAACUGAGGGCCAAGAGCCGUGAUACUGGAUCCAAGAAAGGACAUGAUGAGGAAUGAAGCUCUUCCAUCAUUCAGUAUCUGAUGUGUCUCUUUGAAUCCAUUAGUCUGUAGCAUAAUAGAAUAAAGCAAAUGUUCAAUUGAAACUUCU